This is a messenger RNA of Chondrus crispus (carragheen), 189 nucleotides long. RefSeq lists its product as hypothetical. Bases 1 to 189 code for a protein of 62 amino acids. The record is from RefSeq and is a predicted model, not a curated record. The transcript has a single exon. NCBI's taxonomy places the organism in Eukaryota, Rhodophyta, Florideophyceae, Gigartinales, Gigartinaceae.
AUGAUUGGUGCGUUGGGGAAAAGGCGGAUUUGGCGGCUUCGCGCGCGGAGGGCCUCCUUUAAGACAGCAUGGACGAGAUGGCGGCCUUGGCGGGUGGGCAGGGUCUCCUUUAAGACAGCAUGGACAGCCAUGUUUGGAUGUAUAUGUUCGCGAUUUACGAGUAUUUACUUGCAGGCUGGUGGCGGGUGA